Amphimedon queenslandica is the source of this 512-nucleotide messenger RNA. RefSeq lists its product as uncharacterized. The annotation marks the transcript as partial. NCBI's taxonomy places the organism in Eukaryota, Metazoa, Porifera, Demospongiae, Haplosclerida, Niphatidae. The transcript has 2 exons. The record is from RefSeq and is a predicted model, not a curated record.
GAUAGUCUGUUUUAUAAAAUGGAAGGAAUGUGAAAGAGUCAGUUAGCUCAUUUUACAAAGUUCUAAUGUAUAGUAGUAUAUAAUUUGAUACAUCACCCACAGAAACCAUUUCUCUGUCAGCAUGCUAAAACUACAAGUGGUUGUCUUCUUGUUGAGUGUCAUUGAAGUUAUUAGUCAAUGUCCACCUUCCUCAGGUAUCUACCUGAGGUAUAAUGGAAACUGUUAUCCUAAUGGAUCAUAUUUUUGGGAUAAAAGUAUCAGACCAACUCCUCUAGAGUGUGUAUUACCUGGUGCUACUCUGAAUGGUGGACAAUGGAUUGGUCCUAAUGGAGCAGUUCCUUGUCCUGGCAACAAUUCCAAUCUUUCCUGCACUGUUGGGUCAGGUGCUAGUCUCAGUGUACACAUACCUAUCACUGACUAUCUUCAGCUACCUGGUGAUGGCUGGUACAAGUGUUGUCUACCCACUAACUGUUCAGAUCCUAACACUAACAUCAUCUUUGCUAAUAUAUUCA